Lucilia cuprina (Australian sheep blowfly) is the source of this 2165-nucleotide messenger RNA. RefSeq lists its product as uncharacterized. Bases 1 to 1926 code for a protein of 641 amino acids. The transcript is spliced from 6 exons. The record is from RefSeq and is a predicted model, not a curated record. Lineage: Eukaryota; Metazoa; Arthropoda; Insecta; Diptera; Calliphoridae.
AUGACCUGUUGGCUACAGAGACUAAUGUCUGCUGCUUAUAUUAAUAAAAUAUUAAAAUUUAAUUUUUUGCUUUACAUCUCCUAUUUACAGCAAUCGUAUGAUGAUUGUUUAUGCGCCUUAGAUUUAGGCUAUCCGGAAGAGUAUCAUCCAUUGAUAAAACUGCGUCAAGCCUCUUGUGCCUUAAAAAUGCGUAAUUUUUCUUUAUGCGAACAACAUUUGCAUGAACUCUUACACAUGGAACUCUCGGAAACCUUUGAAGCACGCACCCAUGAGCUGUGGCAUGAAUGUGAAGUACAAAAAGCCGAAAAGAUUGAGAUGGGUGUACAAACAGACAACGAUUUAAUAACUAAUGGUACUAAAAUCUAUGAAGUGGCUUGGUUGGACAAUACUAAUGUUAUAACAACAACAAAAAGCGCCUAUCUUAGAUCCAUUGCUGAUAUACCCAAUAAUACACCCAUAUUUCAAGAGGAAGCCGCCGUUUUUGUGCCCAGUGGCGCAGCACGCAUUUGUGAUCACUGUGGCGUCACACAAUUCGUACCGUUUCCAUGCAUUUUUUGCUCUAAUCGUACAGCCGUCUACUGUUCACGCAAGUGCCGUGCGGCACACGCUUCCAUACAUGCUCUCGAGUGUUAUGCCCAUCAGAUCGAACUUUUCGAAGAGUUCGGUGUUGAGUUCUCAAAGCCACAUGAUUUAAUAGAAUUUCAAUUGGAACGUCUUAAUUUUGAUGAUCUCAACUAUAAAGAUGAAUUACAAUUACAACGUCAACUCUUGGAUUUGGAUGCUUUACAAUGUUCGCAACGUCGUCUCAAACAUAACCUGACAAAAACUUUAGCCAAUCAACAGCAUCAGGCUUUACAGGUUCCCGAGGCUUCAUCAUGCACAGAUUUACCCUCCUCAUUGGCGGCCGGUGAGACUGUAGGUCCUUCACCACAUCAUCACAAUAAUAGUAGUAAUAGUAAUAAUAAUAACAACAAUAACAUCAACAACAAUAGCAGUAGUACGGGUGCCAUUGCCCGCAGCAGUAGCGGUCGUCGUGCUAAAAGCCGUGAUGUGGCGCCUGUGGGUGGUAGUGUUCAAAAUAUUGCCAAUGGUAGUAUAGAAAUAGCUAUGGAAGAUUUAGGACCCGGUGCGGUGGGUGGCGAGAAUGGUCGUGGUGUGCUGCGCGGCAAUGUUAGUUUGCCUAGUUUUAGUGAUAGUGAGGAGGAGGCCUUCAACAUAGAUCACCAAAAGGAAUUUAGUAUUGCAACCAAUACCACCUUGACACAAAAAUUUCAGCAUAAAUUUCAUCGUUACCGCUGUGAUAAUCCGAAUUGCAAACAAAUCUUUACACCAUCAAAUCUUAAACGCACCCGUAAUCUACAAUGGUGGAAAUCCGAUUAUUAUCGAAGACCCGAAAAUAAUGGUUCCGAAUUGCUAGUUUGUACCGAAUGUGAACAGACCCAAAAACUCGAAUGGUUUUGGACAUUCACCGCUGCUUUAAUGGACUGUGAUACAAUUGAGGAGCGUUGCAAACUAUAUGCGGCGAUUGAACGAGCCGAUAAACAACUCGUCGAUACACACGAAUUGAAAGUGGCACUAGCACGUCAAUUAGUCGAACAAUGUUUGUUAAUACACAGAGAGGGUUCAAAACAACUCGAUGAAUGGGAGCUUAAUAAAUUGGGCUCUAUUAUGCGUAGUGCUUUGCAUAUAGUAUCGGCCCAAUAUCGCACCUUUAGCAUUGAAUAUGUUCAAUAUAUGUCGUAUUUUUGGGAUGUUAUGGCUUUAAGCAAUUAUAAGUGCGGUGAUAAGGAACUUAUGCAAAUGUUACAUGCCCUCGAAUAUAUACCCGAUGAGUACAAGGAGAUCUUUAUUAACUAUUAUGAAGACUAUAUAGCACCAAAAUUUAUGGAAGAAACUUAUGGCAAUAUAUUGGAUACAGAGGUGUAAAAGGUAAUUGACACUCACAUACACACACAAUCCCAAAUACAAAAAUUCGAAAUGGAAACUACAAACAACCACAACAACAACUAAAUAAUAUGAAGAACUCCCUCCCUAGUUAAAGAUAACUUUACUAAAACAAAUUUAAGUAAAAACUGUAUUUAAACUUGAUAAGAAAUAUUUAAAUAUUUAACUAAAUUAAUGGAGCUAAAAGUGAAAUAUUAGGGAUAUAAUGAGUUUAAAAUGAA